Molecule: messenger RNA, 1329 nt
Organism: Arvicanthis niloticus (Nile rat)
Lineage: Eukaryota; Metazoa; Chordata; Mammalia; Rodentia; Muridae
Source: RefSeq, a predicted model, not a curated record
AGGCUCCUUUCUUCAGGAGAUCAGACGUAGAUCUGUCCAGAGGAAGGGCCACAGCUGUUGGAAAGUUCAGGAGGCUACAAGAUGAACACCAACGUGUCCCUCUUCAUGAACAUGUCCGCACCAAACGUCAUGAAUGUGUCUGGGAGUACUCAGUCUGUAUCUGCUGGCUACAUUAUUCUGGAAGUCUUCUCAUAUUUGAUCUUUGCAGUCACCUUUGUCCUUGGAGUGCUGGGCAAUGGGCUCGUGAUCUGGGUGGCCGGUUUCCGCAUGCAACACACCGUCACCACCAUCUCUUACUUGAACUUGGCCGUUGCUGACUUUUGCUUCACCUCCGUUUUGCCAUUUCAUAUCGCCAGCACAGCCAUGGGGGGACAGUGGCCAUUUGGUUGGUUCAUGUGCAAGUUCAUAUACACUGUAACAGACAUAAACCUAUUUGGAAGUGUCUUCCUCAUUGCCCUCAUAGCAUUGGACCGCUGUAUCUGUGUCCUGCAUCCGGUCUGGGCUCAGAACCACCGCACCGUGAGCCUGGCCAAAAGGGUAAUCAUUGUACCCUGGAUUUGUGCAUUUCUCCUUACCUUGCCUAUUAUCAUUCGUGUGACCACAGUCCCUAAUAGACUUGGACCAGGGAAAACAGCCUGUGCUUUAGACUUCUCCCCCUGGACCAAAGAUCCUGUAGAAAGGGAGAAAGUGGCCAUCACCAUGUUUACUCUCAGAGGAAUCAUCAGGUUCGUCAUUGGGUUCGGUACUCCUAUGUCCAUUGUCGCCAUUUGCUAUGGCUUAAUAGCCACUAAAAUCCACAGGCAGGGCCUGAUCAAAUCCAGCCGUCCCUUGCGGGUUCUCUCUUUCGUUGUGGCUGCCUUUUUCCUCUGCUGGUGCCCAUUUCAAGUCGUGGCUCUCAUCGCCACAAUCCAAAUCCGUGAACGGUUGAAGAACAUGGCUCAAAACAUUGUAAUUGCUUUGAAAAUCACGAGCCCCUUGGCUUUCUUCAACAGUUGCCUAAACCCAAUACUUUAUGUCUUCAUGGGCCAGGACUUCAGAGAAAGACUAAUCCACUCUCUACCUGCCAGUCUAGAGAGGGCCCUGAGUGAGGACUUAGCUCAGACCAGUGAUACCGGCACCAACUUGGGGACCAACUCUACUUCCCUUUCUGAAAACACUGCAAAUGCAAUUUAAAGAGAGGGCUCUAACGCCCAGCUUCACCUGCUUUGAGUUCCACUGUGCUAUAGGCAUUUCCUGUUGACCUUCAGGCUACAUUCACAUUCGAAAAACUUGAAAUGAACUUUUAGACUUUUGUACCUCAACCUAGGAUGGUCAAUAAAAAAAAAAAAA